AGAGCCGGAGCGACGAGCUUGGCGUUCGCACGGAGCCCCCCCAGUAGCAAUCGGAUCGCGGAUCCGGCUCAGCCGAGCCAGCGGACAAAGCUAGCGCGCUUGCUUGGCCGCGCGGCCGAGCUUUCGGUUGAGCUCGCGCGGGUCCGCUCGCAAGCCGACGAGGCACCUGCUGCGCGAGACGCAAGCCGGACGCAAGGGCGACAUGUCGGGAGACGUGCAGCCGAGGAAGCGCAAAGAUAAGAGGCGGCGCAGGGACGAAGACGAAGCAGCUUUACCAAUAUCCUCAGGACGGAGUGGAUCAACGGAUCAGUUGGAAAACGUAGCAAUACAUAUUCACAAAGAGAGUGGAACAGGAGGCCACUGGUGUGCGAAAAUAAUUUUUUUUGCGUUGCUCGCAGCUCUUCUGGCUGGCGUGGUUCUCAUCAUAGUUGAGCAUCGUGGCUCCGCCGAUGUGGACAAACCUGUACGUGCUUCGCAAUGGACCAUCUUCGAAGGCUGGGUAGACGACACUAUAGCUACACACGAAGAAGACGUUGACUCGCAUCAUCUCGCUGACCAAUCCCAUGAGUGCGAAGACCACGAACAAGACGAUCAGGCAGACGAACAGGAACAAGAGGAUGAAGAUCACACCUCCCUCGAACAUCAGUUAGACGACGAUGAGAACCGACUGGCCGAAGAAGAAGGAGAAGAAGAAGAACACGACGAAGAAGAGGAAGACGAAGAAGAAGAAGCAGAUGAAGAAAGAGAGGAUGGGCAAGAGGGAGAAGAUCAGCCAGAACAAGCGUUAGAGGAAGAGUACAACCAAGGACCUGCGGGCAUCGAUGAAAUUGAUGACUAUAAUGAAGAUAUGAAUGCCGAUACCGACACUGACAUCGAUGACGGAUAUUUCAAGACACGUGACCAAUCUAACUACGAACUCGAAGCACAACAAGAUAAAACCAUCUCUGAGGAAGAUGUCGAAGAGGACCAGUCAAAAGAAGAGGAAGACGAUGACUAUGACCUGGAACGACCGUUUGAUUACGCUUCCACUGAAAAAGAAAAUAAAUAUUAUGCAGCGUAUGACAACGAUUUGAGUGCACUGGAUGAAAUUGAAGAUAACCCUGAUGAUGAUGAAAAUGAUGUUAAUGAUCCCUACGACAUUGAUUUGGACGUUAGCAUUGAAGGAAUUGUCUUGACAAAGGAUGCAAAUGCUGACGAAGAUACAGAUUUUGUAAAUACUUCUCAUGUGAACGAAAUUGAUGAUCCUAGUGCAGAGCCUUUGGAAGAAAUCUCUGAUGACGAACCUGAAGAAAUUAUAAAUGAAGACAAUCUUGAUGAUAAAGAGGAAGAGCAAGAGACAAAUAAUGAGAGCGAAUUGGAGGAAGAAUCAGCAAGCGUGGCCAUGAAAUUUGGAGUUGGCGUUGCGCUGAUCGUCACCGCGCAUUUUGUACUUGUAAGAAGGUGGAAUCAUGGUGAAGCAGAUAACCCGGAAAUUCUAAUUGCUAAAGACGAAGUUCCUGAUUUAACAAGACGAAAUACCAUUGUGACACCAUCUCGAAUCAAUGAAGACGGACAAGAGCCAUUAGAUGAAGAGCAAGAAAAGACGUAUAAAGAAUUGCAUUCGACAUAUAAAAAAGUAGGAUCAUCAGACAAAAAACGAUCCGGGAUCGAAGAAAUUUUCGCUAAAAAAACUUCAGAUUUGGAACUUAUACUCCGAGGAACCACGAAAGAUAAAACUAAUGAUCCAAAAGAAGGAGCCCGUGAAGACAGUGAUAGCGUAGAAGACAAUAGCGACGAAAAUUAUGAAGAUGAAGAAACUGAAGAUGAUGAUGUUGAAGAUGUUGAUGUCAAUUUGUUAGAAAAGUUAGAUAAAAAGUAUGGUAAAUUGCCAACUUCCUCUUACGAUGAUGAUGAGUACGAAGAUAAUGAAGCAGAUGAAAUAGAGGGGGAAGAUGAAGAAAAUGAAUUAGAGGAGGAUGAACUGGAGGAGGACGAGGAAGAGGAGGAAGAAGGGGUAGAAGAUGAGGAGGAAGAAGAAAUAGAAGAGGAGAGGCAGGAAGAGGAUCUCAGUCUUGAGAAAUAUACCGGAUCGUCAGUAAAACAAGCUACAAACCAAAAGCGCUUAUGGACAAACCCAUCUAAAUCAAAGUCUAAAGGCAAGCAAUUUUACGGAUUGAUUGGUGAUCCAAAUGAUGUUCAUGUGGAAGAAUCAAUUACACGAUUUUGACGUUUUAUUGUUCGUUCCUACAAACGUACGAAAUAGGCGUUGGUGAAGCGGGACUACCAGCUCUGUGUUUCAUUGAUGACCUUGAAACAGACGUAGGAGACGAGGAAGGCGAGCGUUGGCGCCUUUUCCGAUCGUUGCCAGGUGACCUUCUUGAUGAGGAUCUCGAGGAAAAACUAGGCGACGGUGAACGUCGAAUUCUUGGUGGAGAAGGUGUAUGCGGAGCUCGUUUUUUAUGGGGUGAACGUGAUCGUCUUUUAGUUCGGGGAGAUCUACUGCGAGACCUGUUUAGUAGAUAUAAAAAGAAAAUUUAUCAUUAUUGUUGCUCAUUGAUUCGAUUGCGGAUCGAUUUGAUUUUUAAUCAUACUGAUAACAAAUACUUGUUUUUUGGAACUAUGUAAU
Phymastichus coffea is the source of this 2605-nucleotide messenger RNA. RefSeq names its product glutamic acid-rich protein. The transcript is spliced from 11 exons. The record is from RefSeq and is a predicted model, not a curated record. NCBI's taxonomy places the organism in Eukaryota, Metazoa, Arthropoda, Insecta, Hymenoptera, Eulophidae. The coding region runs from base 203 to 2206 and encodes 667 amino acids.